AUGAUAAGAUGGCUGAAAUUACUGUUGCUGCUAAGUUUAAUAUUCCUGCAAGUAGCCGGAGAAGAGGAAGAGCAACAGCAAAGAAACGGGUGUAACAGAGACAGUGCCGAUCAAGAAAACGAAGAGGAGGAUGAAGAACGGUCACAAGACGAAGAGGAAGAAGCAGAAGAGGAGGAAGAAGAAGAAUACCCAAUAAACUCGUUCUUUGUCGAUGGUGCGGUUGGCUGCAAAGACAAUCCUUGGGGGAUAACGAUAGAUUACUUCAAGAUUGAAUGCGAAGAACGAGUACCCGAGAGUGAAGAUGAAUCGGAGGACGAAUGCGAGGAGGAGGAAGAAGAAGACUAUUGGCGAGAGCAGGACUGGGCCGAUGGCGCCAUGGACUACGGCUAUUAUCCCUACGGUGAUGGCAUGUACGCCAGCUAUUAUGGAGGAGAUCAGGGAUACUACCCUUAUGGUGAAGGAAUGUACUCUUCUCAAUACGGAGGCCAAAACCAACGCGAUUACUACAACGACCCGUGGGCACAAUACUACACCAGUGGCCAACAAGAGCAAGGGAAUGGAGGCUAUGCUGGUGGAUACUACUAUGGCCAGGGUGGAUACCAGCCGCAGCAAUAUAAGCAACAACAGUUCUCAGACUACUUUGGAGGACUCUACUAUGGUGACCGAACAGGUGGUCACUACUAUUCCGAUGAAUAUCCGGAGGAAGCUAACUAUUGGUUUGGCGGACUUUAUUAUGGAUAUGGAAAUCCAUAUGGCCAAUGGGGUGAUGCCCGUGAUUACUACUGGGAUGAAGAGGAAGAAGAGGAAGAGUGGGAACCCGAGGAAGCAGAUCACAAGCUUUGCUAUCUGGGCUCCGAAUUGAAAGUCUAUGGAAGAUUCACCACCGACUACCCUCUACCGAGAUUUGUACGCGUCCUUCCCAAAAUCUGUCUUGGCUAUGGGUCUACCUGCACGGAAUAUCUUAAGGGCGAUUACAACAAUAUGAUCCACGUGUGUGACUACAUUGAGGACGAAGACGAAUACCAGUACAGGUAUCCUUGGGGAUACUGGACCGAGGAGGAUGAGGAUGGAAAUCGGGAGUAUGUAUACGCUGAGGAAGGCGAAUACUAUGGUGGCUAUGGACAAGACGGUGACGUCGAUGACGACGACCUCUAUGAUGACCGCUACACAUGGAAGCGCAACAAAUACUAUAAUGGAGCUUGGAACGGAGGCGACAACAGCGUAUACAGAGAAUACAGAGAGCGAUACGGAUGUGAAGGAGAUGACGAUGAUUGCGUCGUAGAAUGUGCCGAUGAUGACGAGGAGUGCAUUGAGCAGGAAAACGCAGACCAAGAACAGCAAGAAGAAGAACAGGAUGAAGAGGACGAUCAGCAACAAGAUUGGGAAGAGGGCGCUGCAUACGCCAACAAGAGAGGCUACUAUCGUAACUGCCCGGCAGCGGGUAGCUAUUACUUUGAAGGAACUAUGACCCUCCCUGAGGAUGUCGAAGAAUACCUACAUGAAUACACCACACGGUUCCUGCUCCGUAUUGUCUUCCAACCGCAAAAUAGAGUUGCGAGGUACUACGAGGGAAAAUGGUGGGAAGAAGACUACUAUCGCAACGGUGGAAGGGACUAUUAUGCCCAGUAUCCACAGCAGGGAGAAUACUACGCUGCAGGUCAGUGGAACGAAGAGGAGGGAGACGAAGAAGCCGAAGAAGGCGAGGAUGGUGAAUACAUGUACGAUGACGUGUACCCGGAAGGAUAUUACUACUACAUGGAGGAUCAAGGAAACGACGAUACCGCACAAUACUUUCGAUCGAACGAAAACGUGUACUGCCAUAUACCACUCCGGUUGGUACCCGAGAACUUCAAUUUGACCAACUAUUAUGCAAGAAGCGCUUUCCAUCGUAGUUGGUGGUACAAAAACAACGGCUUCUACGAGAGUCCAUAUGCUUCUGAGUUUUGGGUAGCGAGUGCAGCCGCCUUCGGGGCUUUGACAGGAUUCUUUGUGUGGCGCCGAAGACGGAUACGAACGAAGAAGAAGAAGAGAGGAAGCUUGUGA
Messenger RNA from Seminavis robusta, 2043 nucleotides. Lineage: Eukaryota; Bacillariophyta; Bacillariophyceae; Naviculales; Naviculaceae. The record is from the annotation of a GenBank genome assembly.